UAGAAACUACAGUGAAACACAAUGACAUUAACUAUCAAACGAAAUUAAUGGUGUUAAAUUCUUGUGGCAAUUUUAUGGAAUGCAAAAUUUUUGUAAUUGUCAAGACAUUUCUGUGAAACACAAUUAAAAUGGGAAAUCAAAAUAUUAAAGCGGCACAAAAUAAGUUUUGUGACAAACAAAUGAGUGCAGGCGAUGUGGGAACAUUUUCAAAUGGCUCUAAUAUAAGAAAAUUCACAAAAAAUCAAGGGCCAGGAAGACCAAGAAAAACAGGAAAAAUACAAAGCUCUCGUGAAAAAGAUAACAUUAAACUGUCACGAUCUGAUAUACAAAGAAUUAAAAACAUGCUUAACGAGAGUAGGCCUGUAAUGUUAACACUUAUGGAUCCGAACAGAACUAAUUUGUAUCCACAGCACAUCUAUCCAUUGAAUGGAUCUCUCUCUGAAAAGUAUUACAAAAAAACUUCAAAAACAUCAUGUCGAAGAGUCAAAUCAAACCCGUGUUCUGAUUUCUGUCCUGAAUGUCAUGAAAAAUCUGUUAUUUACAGCUUCAAAAAUAAGCAUUUUUAGCCCUUUAUUUGUGAAAUCGUUUUAGUUUUUAACUGGUUAUAAAAUUAACUUGACGUUUGCGUUACGUUCCACGGGUAAACGAAACUCGAUUUAUAGCAACACAGGCCACUGGCGCGCCGUCUUCGUGUUCCGAGGUGAUCCGCGCGUGUCAUUGGAAAUAAAGUUUUCUUAAUGUUUUCAAUGCGAAAUUCAAUAGUAAUUAUAUCAAAUUAAUAAAUCGUGUGUAGUGAUUAUGUGCUGUUAUCUUGUGAGUAGCUGAGGUGUACGAUAAGGGUGUCGUUGCAUGGUGGGGGAGAGGAGAAGGCAAGAGGAUGGGGGACAGCUUCUUGCACCUGGGGGACAUUGUCUCCCUCUACGCGGAAGGGACUGUUGCGGGAUUCCUCAGUACUUUAGGGUUGGUAGAUGACAGGUGCGUGGUCUGUCCAGAGGCUGGCGACCUGACUGAUCCACCCAAAAAGUUCCGAGAUUGCCUGUUCAAAAUAUGUCCCAUGAACCGGUACUCGGCUCAAAAGCAGUUCUGGAAUACGGCCAAGCAGUCUGCGAACCCUAACGCGGACACCGGACUGCUGAAGAGGUUACACCAUGCCGCUGAGAUCGAGAAGAAGCAGAACGAUUUGGAGAAUAAGAAACUUCUGGGGACUGUCGUGCAGUACGGCAGCGUCAUACAGCUGCUGCACGUCAAGUCUAACAAGUAUCUUACGGUAAAUAAGCGACUACCCGCAUUGCUCGAGAAGAACGCGAUGCGGGUUCAUUUGGACGCUAACGGAAAUGAGGGCUCCUGGUUUUACGUAAUGCCUUUCUACAAAUUGCGGUCGACUGGGGACAAUGUGGUGGUCGGUGAUAAAGUGAUAAUGAACCCGGUGAAUGCGGGACAGCAAGUGUUGCACGUCUCUUCCAACCACGAGCUUCCGGACAACGCCGGCUGUAUGGAGGUGAAUGUAGUCAAUUCCUCCACAUCCUGGAAAGUCACCUUAUUUCUCGAGCACAAAGAGAACCAGGAGGAGAUAUUGAAAGGUGGCGACGUGGUGAGGCUGUUCCAUGCAGAGCAAGAGAAGUUCCUCACUAUGGACGAGUACCAGAAACGGCAGCACGUGUUCCUGAGGACCACGGGUCGAUCCAGCGCCACCGCCGCGACCAGCAGCAAAGCGCUGUGGGAGAUUGAGGUGGUGCAGCACGACCCGUGCCGCGGCGGCGCUGGACACUGGAACUCCAUCUUCAGGUUCAAGCACCUCGCCACCGGACACUACCUGGCGGCCGAGGCGUGCAACCGCCCACACGACGGGCCACUAGAAGCGGGCGAGCCGGCCUACCAGCUGGUCCCUGUCCCGCAUUCAUCGGAGAUCGCAACACUUUUCGAACUGGACCCGACCACGAUGACGCACUCUGACGCCCCCGUGCCGCAGAGUAGUUACGUUAGAUUACAACAUUUAUGCACGCACACAUGGGUCCACUCAACGUCGAUACCAAUUGACAAAGAUGAAGAAAAACCGGUUAUGUCAAAGGUGGGGUGCUCGUUGGUGAAAGAAGAUAAGGAAGCGUUCGCCCUGAUAUCCGUGUCGCCGAGCGAGGUCCGGGAUCUGGAUUUCGCCAACGACGCCUGCAAGGUCCUCUCUGCGCUCUCCACCAAACUGCAGCAGGGCACCAUAGAACCUAACGAGAGAAAAGCACUGACAUGUCUGCUUCAGGACAUAGUGUAUUUCAUAGCGGGCUUCGAAAACGAACCGAAUAAGUCUGAAGCCUUGGACCUGGUCGUCGAGAACCCGCACAGAGACAGACAGAAGCUAUUACGCGAACAAUACAUACUGAGACAGCUGUUCAAAAUAUUACAGGGUCCGUUCCAAGAGCCAGCCGACGGGGAGCCUUUCCUCAAGAUCGAGGAGUUGAACGACACGCGCUACGCUCCAUACAAGAACAUCUUCCGGCUCUGCUACAGGAUCCUGAGGCUCAGUCAGCAGGACUACAGGAAGAACCAGGAGUACAUAGCGAAGCACUUCGGGUUCAUGCAGAAGCAGAUAGGGUACGACAUCCUGGCUGAGGACACGAUCACCGCCCUGUUGCACAACAAUAGGAAGCUUCUGGAGAAACACAUCACAGCAUCCGAAAUCGAGACCUUCGUAGGUCUCGUCCGGAAGAACAUGCGCACCUGGCAGUCCCGGUUCCUGGACUACCUGAGCGACCUGUGCAUCUCCAACAAGAAGGCUAUUGCCGUCACGCAGGAGCUCAUCUGCAAGAGCGUGCUCUGCGCCAACAACUCCGACAUACUCAUCGAGACCAGGCUGGUAUCCAUUAAAUAUAAAGAAAAAGGAAAGAUGUCGGACCCCGAUGAAUCCAAGUGCAGCGUGGAGCAGAGAGUCAUGCUGUUCUGGAACAACAAAAAGAAUCAAAGAUACCUGACGGACCUCGCGGCCGAGGCUCGCCUGGACCCCAACAGCGAGGCCGCCGCCAUCCUGGACUACUAUCGGCACCAGCUCGACCUGUUCUCGAACAUGUGUCUCAACAGACAAUACCUGGCGCUCAACACGCUGUCCCCACAGCUCCACAUCGACCUCAUAUUGUUGUGCAUGUCGAACUCGUCUCUGUCGUACGAGGUGCGCGCGUCGUUCUGCCGGCUGAUGCUGCACCUGCACGCCGACCGCGACCCGCAGGAGCCGGUCACGCCCGUCAAGUACGCGCGCCUCUGGACCGAGGUCAUCGACCGCAUACACAUCCACGAUUACCAAUGCGUGAAGGGGGGCCCGGACGCGAACAGAGAGAAGGUAAAGGAACAGUUCGCUCGCACGAUACGUUUCGUCGAGAAGUACCUCUGCAACGUGGUCAGCAGGACCUGGUACUUCAGUGACCACGACCAGAACAAGUUGACCUUCGAAGUGGUAAAACUCGCCCGGGAACUCAUUUACUUCGGAUUUUACAGCUUCAGCGACCUACUCCGUUUGACGAAGACUCUGCUCAGCAUCCUGGACUGCGUCACCGCCAUGGAUCUGCUCAACGAGACCAACGCUCUGUCCGGGGAGGUCGAAUCCGAGGGCGGUGUACUCAGGAGCAUAGGUGACAUGGGAGCCGUUAUGACUUCGAUAACACUCGGAUCUGUCGCUAGAAACCAAGUAGGAGGUACCGCGACAACCCCGGGAACGGGCACCGGGCUGCAGAGAAGCGCCUCCGCCCUGAUGCUGGCCAGGGAACAUCCCCUAGUCAUGGACACGAAGCUCAAGAUCAUUGAGAUAUUGCAGUUCAUCCUCGAUGUAAGACUUGACUACCGCAUCAGCUGUCUGCUGUCCAUCUUCAAGAAGGAGUUCGAGCAGGCCGGGGAUCAGCGUGCCGCCGACUCCCUGGGCCGGGCCGACGUGGAGGCCAUAGGGCUGCAGGCCGAGGGCAUCUUCAGCUGCCGAGCUGUACAAACUGUGCCAGAGAGCUGCCUUCCAAAAAAUGUAGAUUUGGACGGCUUAGACCUAGACGAAUGCGGGGGACGCAUGGUGUUACGCGUCCUCCUGCAGCUGUGCUCGCAGGGAGCCUCGGCGGCGCUCGUCUCCGGAGCCCUAGCGCUCCUGUUCCGACACUUCAGCCAAAGGCAGGAGGUUUUAGCUGCUUUCAAACAGGUCCAGCUCCUGGUUUCUGACGCUGAUGUGGAAUCGUACAAACAGAUCAAAGCGGACUUGGACUUACUGCGGCAGAGCGUUGAGAAGUCCGAGCUCUGGGUCUUUAAUAAGGGACGAGCUGUCUUACUCGAUGAACUUGCCGGUCCGUCGGGCGCGGUGGGGCCGGGCGGGGCGGUGCUCGAGCGUAACGCGUCGCUCGACAACGUUCUGGACACUUCGAGAACAGCCAAACACGACCACAACGAAUAUAAGAAGAUUAAAGAGAUCCUACAGCGCAUGAUCAAGUACUGCACGCACGGCAACAGCGGCGCCGGCGACUGCGGCCGCCCGCGCCGCCACGAGCAGCGCCUGCUGCGCAACAUCGGCGUGCACAACAUCGUGCUGGACUUGCUGCAGGUGCCGCACGACGAGGACGACGCAGCUAUGGACGAGCUGCUGUCGCUAGCUCACGAGUUCCUCCAGCACUUCUGCCACGGAAACCAGCAGAACCAGACGAUCCUCCACAAACAUCUCGACUUGUUCCUCAACGCGGGAAUCCGAGAGGCGCAGACGGUCUGCGCGAUCUUCAAGGACAACGCGUCGCUGUGCGGGCACGAGGGCAACGAGAAGGUGGUGGCGCACUUCGUGCACUGCGUGGAGUCCCGCGGCAGGAAGCCCGACUACCUGCGCUUCCUGCAGACCAUCGUCCACGCCGACAAGCAGUACAUACGGAAGAGCCAGGACUUGGUCAUGCAAGAGAUGGUGAACGCCGGCGAGGAUGUCUUGGUCUUCUACAAUGACAAAGUUUCGUUCAAUUACUUCAUACAGAUGAUGAAACAGUACAAAGAGAAAGGGGAAAUGCCCGAAGCUCUUACAUACCACAUCCAGCUCGUGAAGCUGCUGACGUGCUGCACUAUGGGGAAGAACGUGUACACGGAGAUCAAGUGCCACUCGCUGCUGCCGCUGGACGACAUCGUGUCCGCCAUCACCAACCCGCACUGCAUCCCCGAGGUGAAAGAAGCGUACGUGGGCUUCCUGAACCACUGCUACAUCGACACGGAGGUGGAGAUGAAGGAGAUCUACAGCAGCAACUACAUGUGGGACCUGUUCGAGCGCUCCUUCCUCCAGGACAUGCACGCCAUCCUGCAGAGCGGCGCCGCCUGGUCGGACGUGCCGUCGUCGUCGCACAAGCCGUCCACCACCAGCACGCACCGCGCCUGGGUCAACUACGUCACCGACGUGCUCAUGCACACCAUAUGCACGUUCUUCAACUCGCCCUUCAGCGACCAAAGCACAACCGUGCAGACCCGUCAGUCGAUCUUCGUGAAGCUACUCCAGACGACGUUCAGUAUAUACCAGUGUCCGUGGCUCACGCCGCCGCAGAAGCUGAACGUGGAGAAGUGUAUACGGACGCUCAGCGAGGUCGCGAAAUCUCGCAGUAUCGCGAUCCCGCUGGAGCUCGAGGCUAAAAUACAGACCGUGUUCGAGAAGGCUGCCGCGCUGUCCCGCCAGACCAGCAAGUGGCUGCAGGCCUCGAAGACUUCGAAACUUGAGAAGAUGGCUUCGCAGUUGAACUUGCAGAACGAUAGGUCGGUGAUGGAGGGUCUACAGGAGAUCGUGUCCCUACUGGAGGAACAGCUCCGGCCGCUGCUGCAGGCGGAGCAGUCGCUCCUGGUGGACAUCCUGUACAAGCCGCACCUCCUGUUCACCAGCCCCGCCCAGCCCGACGCCAGCGGGAUCUUUAUAUCACGAUUAAUACGUCACACCGAGAAGCUUCUAGAAGAAAAAGAAGAAAAACUGUGCGUGAAAGUCUUACGCACGUUGAGAGAGAUGAUGGCCGUGGACCCGGAAUAUGGCGAGAAGGGCAACCAACUGAGGAACAAGUUGCUGUCUCAAUAUUUCGUGAACCGCAAGUCCGAGCCGAAGGUGCAGCCCCCGCCGCCCCCCGCCCCCGCCACGCACGGGCCCGGCGAUAAACAUCAUCAACAGCUGAAGCCAGCUAAAGUCUUGAUGCGGACCGGCCAAACUCUGGCGCAAGUCCAAGCACACCUGGACAAGGAAGGCGCCUCUGACCUGGUCGUGGACCUCGUCAUCAAAAGCACCAACCGCCCCGCCAUAUUCCUUGAGGCCAUACAGCUGGGAAUCGCUCUUCUAGAAGGGGGCAACCCUAUAAUACAGCAAAGCAUUUACACUAAACUACAAAACGGAGAAAUAUCUCAAGCAUUUUUGAAGGUGUUCUAUGAUAAAAUGCGUGAAGCACAACAAGAGAUCAGGUCGCUCGCGGCCAGCAGCACCACCGCCGCCGGCGCCGACAAGCAGCGGGCCCCGCACGCGGACGCCAAGAAGCCGCUUGAAAACGGGGUGAAGUCGAGUCCGGGGCCGCUGGUGGUGGGCGAGGAGAUGGAUGAGGAGGUGAACAGCGCGUGCGGCACCGCGGUGCACGCCUACUCCGACGUGCACACCAUAUCGCACGGUAGCACGGCGCUGGAAGAGAUCAUGUGCGAAAAGAAGCGGGAGUCCAGCAACUCGGACGUGCUGCCCCCCAAGGUGGCCGUCAUGAAGCCCAUACUCCGCUUCCUCCAGCUCUUGUGUGAAAACCACAACCCUGAUCUACAGAACCUACUAAGAAACCAAAACAACAAAUCGAACUACAACCUCGUGUCGGAGACGUUGAUGUUCUUGGACUGCAUCUGCGGCUCUACGACCGGCGGCCUCGGACUCCUCGGACUCUACAUCAACGAGGGGAACGUCUCCCUUAUCAACCAGACGUUGGAAACUCUUACUGAAUACUGUCAAGGACCGUGUCACGAAAACCAGAAUUGCAUAGCGACGCACGAGAGCAACGGGCUGGACAUCAUCACGGCCCUGAUCCUGAACGACAUCAACCCGCUCGGCCGGACGCGCAUGGACCUCGUGCUGGAGCUCAAGAACAACGCGUCCAAGCUGCUGCUCGCCAUCAUGGAGUCCAGGAACGACUCCGAGAACAACGCCGAGCGGAUACUGUACAAUAUGAACCCCAAACAGCUGGUUGAUGUUGCGUGCUCAGCCUUCCACCAGGAGCACGGCGCGGACUCGGACUCGGAGAGCGAGGACGACGCGCCCGUGCAGGCCGUCUCCCCCAAGGAAGUGGGCCACAACAUCUACAUACUGUGCCACCAGCUGGCGGCGCACAACAAGGAGCUGGCGGCGCUGGUGCGAGCCUCGCCCGCCGGCCCGCACGCGCUCGCGCUGCAGUACUACCGGACUCACACGGCGCAGAUCGAGAUCGUCCGCACGGACAGGAGCAUGGAGCAGAUCGUGUUCCCGAUCCCGGAGAUGUGCGAGUACCUGCCGGCCGACAGUAAGCACAGGGUGCUGCAGAGCGCCGAGCGCGACGACCAGGGCAGCAAGGUCGCGGACUUCUUCGCGAGGCUCGACCACCUCUUCCACGAAAUGAAGUGGCAGAAGAAAUUACGAGGACAACCUCUUCUGUUCUGGGUUUCAUCUUACAUGUCGCUGUGGAGUAACAUAUUGUUCAACUUCGCCGUUCUGAUCAACGUCAUCGUGGCCUUCUUCUACCCGUUUUCAGACGAGAACCCUCGUCUGGGCCAGCACGUGUCGCUGGCGGUGUGGGCGGCGAGUGGCGCGGCGGGCGCGCUGGUGGCGUGGGUGCCGCGGGGCGCGGGGGUGCGCGCGCUGCUCGCCUGCGCCAUAGUGCGCGUGCUCUGCUCCGCCGGCCCCGAACCCACGCUCUGGGCGUUGGCUAUGCUCACGAUAAUAGUAAAAGGUAUCCAUCUAGUCAGCAUAAUGGGUAACCAGGGUACGCUGUCCAAGUCGACGCGCAACGUCCUCACCGACCCUGAGCUCCUCUACCACACCGUCUACUUGUUGUUCUGCUUUCUCGGGAUAUGCUGCCACCCGUUCUUCUUUUCUGUCCUAUUGCUGGACAUCGUGUACCGAGAAGAGACGCUGCUUAACGUGAUGCGGUCAGUGACUCGCAACGGGCGGUCCAUCCUCCUGACGGCCGUGCUGGCGCUUGUCCUGGUCUACAUGUUCUCCAUCGUAGGCUACAUGUUCUUCAGAGACCACUUCCUGGUCAACGUCGAUCGGUUGGACGACGACGACGACCCCCGCUUCGAGGCCGACAGCUGCGGGCGCGACCCCGCCGACAAGUACCGAGGGGCGGGCGGGUGCCGCGCGGCGCCGCGCCUGGUGUCGGUGGGGGGCGAGCUGCGGGAGCGGAGCUGCGACUCGCUGCUCAUGUGCAUCGUCACCACGCUCAACCAGGGCCUGCGCAACGGGGGAGGCAUCGGGGACAUCCUGCGGGCGCCGGCCAGCUUCGAGCCGCUGUUCGUGGCGCGCGUGGUGUACGACCUGUUGUUCUUCUUCGUGGUGAUCAUCAUAGUUCUCAACUUGAUAUUCGGCGUGAUCAUCGACACGUUCGCGGACCUGCGUAGCGAGAAGCAGCAAAAGGAAUUAAUACUUAAGAGCACCUGUUUUAUAUGUGGGUUGAACAGGUCAGCCUUUGACAAUAAGACAGUGUCCUUCGAGGAACAUAUAAAGAGUGAGCAUAACAUGUGGCACUACCUGUACUUCAUGGUGCUCGUGAGGGUCAAGGACCCCACAGAGUUCACCGGCCCCGAGAGUUACGUGCACUCUAUGAUAAAGUCCAACAACUUGGACUGGUUUCCGAGACUGCGGGCGCUGUCCCUGAUGGGCGGCGGCGAGGGCGAGGGUGGGGAGCUGGAGCUGCGCGCGCUGCAGGCCCAGCUGGACCGCGCGCACCGCGCCGUGGCCACGCUCACCGAACUGCUCACCGACCUCAGGGACCAGAUGACCGAGCAGCGGAAACAAAAGCAACGCAUCGGCUUACUGAACUCGACCUCGGCGUACCUCCAGAACUUGCAAUUGAACCUGCCACCGUGAGCGACACGCCGGCCCCGCCGCAGCGACGCACGACUCUCGACCUUAACCACAGCAGCAUUGGAUCGAAAUUUGAACGACACUUAUUGAAUAUGUACACACACACAUCUUCAAGAAUAUACUUUACAAACAAAUCAAAUCACAUAUCGUCUUCUCGCAUUAAAACUGUAUAAUCUCAAAACUUACUAAUUUUACAGGAGAGUGUUUUAAAGUUUUUUUUAACAUGUCAUCUUUUUAUUUUAAUAUUAAUAAUAUUUGCAACAUUUAUUUUUUAAUUUUUUACCAGUUACAUUAACUGUCUUUUAAAGUAAGAUAAAAUUAUGUAUAAAUUUAUAUUUUAUAGUAGUCAAUACGUAGGUAAACUAAGAAAAAAGAAAUAAAACUAAACUACGCCCUUUUGACAGUAUUUAUGAAAAAAAAACUGGUGAUACCAAAUGUUUAUGCAAAUGAACUCAAUUUCGAAUAUUUUUGUAAAUUUUAUACUUUUAAUGCGAAAAUGCGAUAUAAUUGGUUAGAUAAGUUAUAGUGAUUGUUAAUCGAACCGUACCGUUCGUUCUAUAAGCAAUAUACAGCGUGUUCAAUUUUUACACUAAUACUAUUAUUCAUAUUUUCGAUAUUGAAUUUAGAUUUAUGUGAUCGAUUCAUUAUUACCAGCAGCCUCGUGCGUCCCUGCUUCAACACAACGCCCUCAGCCAAAACAUAGAACAAGACAUUCCAUCGCACAAUUGUUACCAAGCAACUUCGAUUUCCACUGAGACGCUCCUGCGAUUUAUACUAAAACAUACUUAAUGAUAAUAGGGAUAAAGCUCACAUUUAAAUAUACGUAAUCGUAGAAUCUAUCAGAUUUUAUUUUGUAGUUAGUAGAAAUAUCUUAUUUAAAUAAGAAAUUUAUCUAGUUGUAGUGUCGAGACAUAUCUGUCAUGAUAUUUCAUGUACUUAUUAGAUCGUUGGAUUUGUUAUCGAUUUUAUUAUUCUCUUUUAAUUUUACGAAUAUACAUACACACAUCCCUCCCAUUUAUAUGUUACUUAAGUAGAAACCAUUAAAAACAUUUUUAAAUAAAUAUAAAAACGAUAUUUUCGACUUUAAAUACUUAUAUUACAUUAGUAGUAUUACAUAAGUAUAUUAUAUGUGCGCACGAGUCAUGCACAUAUUUUUGUCAUUUUACGUGAAAAAAUAAAAUUAACAAAAAAUUCGUCAAUUCACAAUCAAAAUGCACCAACAAUGAAAAAUUUGUACAGUAACGGGAUGUCUAGUCCGAAAAUAACGCUCAACUCAAUGUGUGACGUCAUAUGUAGGUAAUGUACUUUGAUUUUGCUUUUCGGAACCGAAUGAGCAUGAGGUCGGUGACCUCGCGCCGAUCUCUAGGGUGAGGUAAAUAACACAUAAAUACUUAUUGGAAUAAGCUCAUACAAAGAUGGACAUGUGAUCACAUUGAUUGCAGUAUACUUAAGACGCUAUUGUUCUCAGAACUUUGUUCUUUUUUGUUAAUUUUCAUUGUUGUUCUGACGGAGGAGACCUUGAGGGGUACUGGAGGAGGAGGCUGUACCGUACGGGAGAGGCAGAGAUUGUUGAUGUGUGAUUGUUUGACUGAGGAAGCGGUCACUAGCGCCCUCUACGAUUUGUGUACUUAAACAGUUUUAUAGUUUGGGAGAAAUGGAUAAUGAUCGAUUUAAAAAUUGCAUCUUUAAAUAUUAAUUCAAUAAAUUCACCGUGUCUAUUUUUUCUUACAACAAAAAAAACUAAUCUAUUUUCAUCUCUGUACAUAUUAGAAUCACUAAAAAUUUUUCUUUUUUCUCUCUCUCUUGCUCAAACAUUACCUUAUUUUUUGUAAUCAUAAUUUUAAUUACAGCAGUCUUUAUAAAUUUCACAAAAAAACUGAGCGAUUCGGUUUAAUAGCCUCUGUCUGCCCUACUCCCCUUUGGAACAUGCGUGUAGUGGAAUAAGCUCAAUAUAUUUACUUACCUAUCUACAUUAGUUAGAAAACUAUCGAAUAAAUUUAAAACAACACUAUCGUUCAAACAGUAUCUUUUGAAGAUCUGAAUUGCGUUUUAAAAAUUAAUAACUCUUUUUUGUUGUAUUUUCUAAAUGUUUAAUUAUUAUUGUGUGUGGUAGUGUUUUUUUGUCGUAUAUAUUAUAUAUAUUUAAAACAUUUGCUUUUGUUAAGUUUUGUAAAGAUUUUUAUGUAAUUCGAAACAAACAGUUUUCUUUGUCAAAGUUUUUACGAAUGAUCACAGAAAGUGUUUAUAUAGCAAGUGAUAUUUAUUUUCUCAUUGGUUUCUCGACAACAAAAAAUAUAUGUUAGUAAUGUUCUUUAAAAUUAUUAACAUAUUUUACGAACACAACUAGAAAGUUCUAAUAGUGUUUGAGACAAAAGGUUUGCAGUUUAGAUCAUCUCUGGUAUAUGUAUGUUAAAUUAGUUUGUUUAGAAGUUACAUUAAACUUAUUAUGUAUCCAAACGUUGACUGCGGAAUGGAUAGGGCCCUGGCCUUCCCGAAGUCUGCGUUACAAAUACUAACUUCAAUUAUGAGAACGCGCAAUGUAUUCAGUAAUAAAUAAUAAACUAGUUUAACACUGACAAAUGGCGUCUCUAUAAAUAAAAUUGCCAGUGCAGAAAAUUCCAAGUGUUACCAAUAAUUAUAUUUAUUGAUGAAACUACGGCUGGUGAUAUAUCAGUUUAACCUUACUAGGGUUACUUAAUUAGUGAAAUAAAGCUAUCUUUUUAAAAUUCUUUACGUAAAAUAAAAAUGAAGUUCACUAUAAGUGCAUUUAACUUUUAAUUUGACUUUUAAUACAAAACGUAUUAACGUGGUUUUAAGCGAAAUUUUGGCGUAUUUCUAAUUUAUCAUCUCAAUAAAGAUAAUACUUAAAGAUUAAUAAUAUUUUGUAACAAUUUUCUAGUUUAAAAUUAGUUACAGAUCAUUUAAAAAAUUAUGUACUUAAAUGAAAAUAAUUCUCCUUGUGUCUUUGAAACGACUUCUAUCUAUUUAAAAGUUCUCUAACUUUCUAUUUUUAAUAAAUCGGUUGUAAAUAUGAAGUUUUCUGCUCAAUACGUGCUCGAAAAAUUAAACAAUAGCUUAGCAAUACGAAAUGCUAAGAUAACGAAGUUAUCUUCUUACCACUAACGCCAUCUGUUGGUCAGGUAGCAACUCAGUAGCGCCAUCUAUGAAUUGUAUGAUCGAACUUACUAUUCCCUAAAAAGUAUUCGACCAAUCUAUUUUUUUAUGUCUAUAUCUACUGUUUCUGUAAACGAAUUCUAGUUUUUUAAUUAAUACAUUUUUAUACUGUCGUAGAGUUUCAGAGAGAUAUUUAUUUUCAUCGCACUUAUACAUUCCUAGUGUAUAUUUUAUAUAUUAUUAUUUACUUUCUUUUUUUCAUGAUCUAUAUUCGAAUCUUGAGGUGGUUGCUUCAUAGAAUUUAAUAGUUGAAUAGUGUUUUUGAAUAUUAAACUUUACUCCCAUCUAAAUUAGAUGUAUUCUUCUUGUAAGCGAAACCUCGUUUUUGUGUCUUCUCGUUCUAUUAGAUUUACGAAUGUAGAGAUAUUAUAAAAGUUAUUAUGUUAUUUGGGAGUUGACCGGUCGGUUCUUAGGCCGAUACGAAUCGGUUUUUUUUUGUUGUUGUAUUAAAACCGAAAUAAAGAUAUGGCACAAA
Messenger RNA from Bombyx mori (domestic silkworm), 12689 nucleotides. RefSeq names its product inositol 1,4,5-trisphosphate receptor (gene Itpr). The record is from RefSeq and is a predicted model, not a curated record. Gene Ontology annotation, biological process: calcium ion transmembrane transport. Lineage: Eukaryota; Metazoa; Arthropoda; Insecta; Lepidoptera; Bombycidae. Gene Ontology annotation, cellular component: membrane; endoplasmic reticulum. Gene Ontology annotation, molecular function: inositol 1,4,5 trisphosphate binding; inositol 1,4,5-trisphosphate-gated calcium channel activity. The transcript is spliced from 60 exons. The coding region runs from base 878 to 9043 and encodes 2721 amino acids.